AUGCAUCUUCUUCUAUACCUCUCGAUAUUGUUCGUUGGGAGCACUUCAGCCGCUCCACAAGUGUUAUAUCUCAAUAAUUUCUAUGCAGUGGCUACAAAUACAAUUUGGAAUGUUGAGGAUUAUUCGGCAUUGUAUUUGCCCUGUUUUCCAGUCUUGACUAUUUGGUGAAUCGAAGAAACCCUGACGGCUCCCAAAAACCAUUGAGCAUUGGACAAAAACUCAGUUUCACAACAACAAACAACGAUUUCAUAACUCAAAAACUUUCUGGAUUCGUCUACAUCACAUCCGCAAAACAAGCAGCUGAUACUGAUUUUUCGGUAUUUGUGAUUGGAACAGAUCGCAAAAUCAGUAUCAAUAAAAAAUAUUCAAAACUAUCAAGAACUGUGAUUUUGAACACACUUUACGAUCAAAGUAGUAAUUUCUAUUCACCAAUGAGAACUAGCUAUGUGAAUAAUAUUCAACAAGAUAAAUCGGCAAAACUGUGGCUGCAUUCAGAUAUUCCGGAUGACAGUUAUUCGCAGAAUCCAUCCAAAGGUUCCAUAUUCAACAAUCCAAUAGUAUUUGAAAACCUCGAUAAUAAUAAUAAUGUAUAUCAAACAGAACAGUGAGUCAUUAUCGAAAAAAUAUUGAUUAGGAUUUUUUUUUAGAUUCUUUGAUAAUAUUGAACCACUUCAAAUAUCCUUUGAUUAUUGGUAUAUUUUAUCGAAUGGACAGAUUAGUUUAACUAUUGAGAAAAAAUGGGGUGAGUUAUGAAAUAUUUAACUUUCGCGAACUUUCAAUAAAAAAAUACGUUUCAAAAAUUUCAUAAACUAUGAAAUCACUUCAAUUAUUUUCUAAUCUACUUUACAGACAACUCUCUGGUAACCAACACAACGAGCAAAACAUCAACUGGUUUGAUCAUGAAUCCAGUUCGUGGAUCUUUUGCAAACACUCAAGUCAACUUUGAUUACGAUGCACAGAACCAUAGAACAACUGGAAUGUAUUUCACAUCAUAUAUCAAAUCUUCCAUCGAUGUUGAGUUAUAUUCUACAAAAUCAAUUUUCUAUGAACACUUUGAGGGAGGUCAACCUGUAAUAGGAAUGCAAGUUUCGUCUCAAAACGAUGCUACAACUCUUUUUGUUAAUUCAUCAUCGGUGUUGCCUGGAAUGUUUUCUCUUCAAUAUUUUGUUAUCGAUGGUGCAACGGUUUAA
This is a messenger RNA of Caenorhabditis angaria, 1190 nucleotides long. NCBI's taxonomy places the organism in Eukaryota, Metazoa, Nematoda, Chromadorea, Rhabditida, Rhabditidae. The record is from the annotation of a GenBank genome assembly.